AUGGCAAGCAAAGGAGGCCAAGAGUUUACCGAUUGCAAUGAAUAUGAUUCAGAAACCAUGUUUGCGGAAAGACAUGCGGAGGAGCAUCCUUCCGAAGAGGCCGUGCAACCCGGAUCACUGCCGGCAACGCCGCGUGCCUCCAGCCUGGACGUGCCGUUCGCUUCGCCUGCUACGUUUAAGCUCGUCGAGUUGCUAGGUCAAGGGAGUUAUGGUGAAGUCUGGUUGGCUGUCUCGAGAGCUUCCGACAGCCAGUUCGUUAUAAAACGACUGCACCGUUAUCCUUUUGCGCGUAACCAUGAACUGGAACGUUGGCGUUUAUGGAAUGCACCGUCAUCCAACGCGGCGCCAAUCGACUAUGCUGAACGGGAGCGAGAACUCGUCUCGCAGAUACCACCGCAUCCAAAUCUGGUGCAAUGCAUUGCUUGGUUGCCAUGGAGUUUCCCAGAAGAAGCGAAUGAAGCUGGAUUGGGAUCUGAAGGCGUCGAGCCGGAUUUGGCACUCGUUAUGGAGCGGGGCUAUCCACUUGCUCAUCUCUUCCAAAGAGAUCAGAAUCUUGUAUCAGAUUCGCUAUGGCUGCGGCUCAUUCGGGUGGUGUGUCGGGCACUGUUCAGCGCACUGGCACAUCUGCACGCGCAUGGAUUCGUCCAUCGUGACAUUCGACUGGAUCACGUGUUGUCGCGGGUGGAUCCGGAAGCGCUUGGCUUGUCGCUCCAAGCUGGUCGCCUACCCCAAGCGGAGACUUUUUUCCUCUGCGACUAUUCGUUGCUGCGCAGAUGCAGUGCGAACACUGACGCAGAUGGGGCCUCGUCACCGACCUUGACUUAUGCGCCAAUGCGAUCACCGGAGCUCUAUUUCGGGGAGACGCGGCGGCUCCCGUCGAGUGACAUUUGGGCAGCUGGAUGUGUGCUUCUCGAGCUGCUAUUUCGCCAGGCCGGUGAGCCGGUAUUCGAUUGCGGCACUGGCACGGCGAUGAGUGAAUUACGAUCGCUGAAGACGGUGUUCGACCUGCUGGGGAAUCCGCCAGAGUGCUUCAAGCAGCAGCCGCUUGCACCAGCAUCGCAUACCGAGAGCGUGUCGUCUCCCCACGGCUCUGAUAACAUAGCUGCUCGAAUUCAUCGAUGCUGGAACAACGACGUGGAUCAGGACGUGAUAGAACAGGCCAUCGAUCUGGUUCAGAGGCUUCUGGACUACUGCGAAGCUCGUCGUCCAGCAGCGGUGCAAGUGCUGGAACAUCCUUUCCUGCAAAUCUGA
This is a messenger RNA of Cyanidioschyzon merolae strain 10D, 1251 nucleotides long. Its product is annotated as similar to shaggy-related protein kinase. The coding region runs from base 1 to 1251 and encodes 416 amino acids. Gene Ontology annotation, cellular component: nucleus; cytoplasm. Gene Ontology annotation, biological process: intracellular signal transduction; protein phosphorylation. The transcript has a single exon. NCBI's taxonomy places the organism in Eukaryota, Rhodophyta, Bangiophyceae, Cyanidiales, Cyanidiaceae. The record is from RefSeq and is a predicted model, not a curated record. Gene Ontology annotation, molecular function: ATP binding; protein serine/threonine kinase activity.